Messenger RNA from Fusarium redolens, 1523 nucleotides. RefSeq lists its product as uncharacterized. The record is from RefSeq and is a predicted model, not a curated record. Bases 140 to 1363 code for a protein of 407 amino acids. The transcript has 7 exons. Lineage: Eukaryota; Fungi; Ascomycota; Sordariomycetes; Hypocreales; Nectriaceae.
CGGCGAAGUGACAAGUCACGAGUUGGGACGAGUGGAAAGGGUUAGGACAACCAAAGGGGAAAAGGAACACAGGCCGGCAUCCGGAAGUGAACGCCAUCCCCGCCCAUAUGCCUUUUAUCAAGUUCGCUAUUCCCACUACAUGUAUUUCCUGGAUCUAGAGCAGCCCCUUUUGACGUGUCCAGAGUAUCGCGGGACAAUGACAGCUAGAGGCGACAUAUGGCAGCGAGACGACUCUCGGCCGCCAGCCGGGCCACCCCCUCCUGGCAUAACCUCCGACUUUCUCAAUCCUCCUAGCACCGCCCACAAAAUCAUCGUCGUCUCCGUCGCAUUCUCUGUUCUGUCCUCUCUUUUCAUAGCGCUUCGCUUGUACACCAUCUUGUCAAUUACACACCAGAGAGGAACAGAUGACUAUCUCCUUGUCAUCUCAUGGGUGCUCGCUCUCGUGUACUCGGUGUUGCUUUGCGCCGUGACGAAGUACGGUUUGGGACGUCAUCUAUGGGACAUCCCAUUUGUAACAUUCAACAGAAACUUCAUGAAACUAGGAGCUGUUGUACUCACAUUCUACGGCAUCACGAUCAUGCUGACCAAGACCGCGAUCUUGGUUUUCUUGCUCCGAUUCGUGACCGCGAAGCCAAAGCUAAGGCUCACAAUACACUUCACCAUAGUUACAGUCGCUGUUUACAGUCUCAUCGUUGCACUUCAAUGGGUCUACGCCUGUCAGCCAAUCGAGAAGUUCUGGGACUACACCAUCACCACAGGCACAUGUAUAAGAUUUCUGGGUGUCACUGUUUUCAGCGGGGUUAUGAACUCGAUUACUGAUGCGGUUAUUCUCGUUCUUCCCGUAUUUAUAAUGCGCGGAUCGCGGCUCCCCAAGUGGCAAAAGCUAAGUGUCACUGGGAUUCUAAUGACGGGUGGAUUGGUUUUAAUUAUCGGUGUUAUCCGGGCUAAGAUAACCGUGGAUUCCCUCAAGUAUAAUGAUCUUCCAUGGCAGGCUGUUCCUGGCAUGCUUUGGUGGACUGCGGAAGUUCAUCUUGCCCUAAUCUGUGCAUGCCUACCAUUUAUGAAGCCAUUUCUUCAAAAGUUCUUUCCCGACACCUUUACUCCUAGGCCCCAGCCGUCCAUGGAUUGGAAUUUGGUCGGUUCAUUCUGUGGUAUCUACCACAAACGAUGUCAGCAAGGUAUGCAUGCCGUUCCAGACUGUUACCUUGCGACCAGCACUGUAUCAGCUGCUGCCACCACCACUGGGCCUUCCAUACCAACUGAAUCGGAGAGGCAAAAUCAAGCCGACGCUAACUCUCAGGGAGACGGGAAUUCUGUUGCCCAUUUGGCCUCCGCUAAGAUCCGAACGCGGUUUCAAGAGUAGCAGCCUCACCCCAAGUAUUCACUGAAAGCAGCAGCAAUGGGCUGAACCCACCAGCUCACAGCUUUUCCCCUGGGGCGUGCCGCAGGGGAAGCACAAUAUCACUGGAUCCGACAUUCGAGGGCACAGCAAGCGAGUAGGGUAGCAAGGGCAAUCACAGAGG